GGGUUUGGGGGCCGUCGAAAAAAACAAACCACCGACAUUGAGUGAGUGGCAGUCCCAGCCCGCCUACUACUCACCCCCCUUCUGACAGCCUAUAUAUUGCCCCCAAGGCAAUCAGCAUCUUUCAAAAUAAAACGCUUUUUAUCCAUGUCCAAAGAACUCGCUAGCAAGGCCGCUGGCUCUGCCAAGCAGGCACAAGUGAACUCUCGCUCUGUCGCCACUGUCCCCAGUGUCAGAGGCAUGUCCAGCAGCCCACCUCUGGCCGAAGCAGCCUACUCACCUCUCACUCCUAUUACUGCCCUUCCCAACAAGUUGGACCCUGCCGAUGCUGAACUCAAGACAUUGAUUGAUAACAACCAAGCUUGGGCUGACGCUGUUACCAAGGAAAAGCCAAACUAUUUCAAGGAAAUGUCUUUGAAGCAAGAACCCAAGAUUCUCUGGAUCGGUUGUUCCGAUUCCCGUGUUCCUGCCGAACAAGUUGUGCAACUUGGACCUGGCGAAAUCUUUGUCCACCGUAACAUUGCUAAUGUUGUUCACCACACUGAUAUGAACUGUCUCUCUGUUCUUCAGUAUGCUGUUGAAGUCUUGAAGGUUGAGCACAUCAUUGUUUGUGGUCAUUAUCAUUGCGGUGGUGUCAAGGCAUCUUUGGGAACAACGCAAUUUGGUUUGAUCGAUAACUGGCUCAGAACUAUCAAGGAUGUCUACAGAGAACACCAAUCUGAACUUGAAGCCAUUGAAGACACUAAAGUUCGUGAACGUCGUCUUGUCGAACUUAAUGUCGUCAACUCUGCUAUGAAUGUCGCCAGCACCACCAUCGUACAAAAUGCCUGGCAACGUGGCCAGAAGUUGGCUGUUCAUGGAUGGGCUCACAACAUUGAAGAUGGCCUUAUCAACAAGCUCAACUUGACUUUGAGAGACAACAGCUCGCUUGAAAAGGUCUACCGCCUUUUCUAAAUCACUCACCAAACGCUGACUAGGGUAGAUAGUGAAAUCAAUUGAAUAUGUAAAGCCAUCAACUAACCACCCAUAUAGCUGAUGAUAUAUAAAAAGAAAAUUACGAGAAGAUAAAUAAAUAAAAAAAAAGGUGUAAUCCUGAAUACAGGUUGUAACUGCGUAGGGCCAUAAUUUUCUUUUAUGAU
Molecule: messenger RNA, 1136 nt
Organism: Umbelopsis ramanniana AG
Lineage: Eukaryota; Fungi; Mucoromycota; Umbelopsidomycetes; Umbelopsidales; Umbelopsidaceae
Exons: 6
Coding region: 145-951 (268 amino acids)
Biological process (GO): carbon utilization
Molecular function (GO): carbonate dehydratase activity; zinc ion binding
Source: RefSeq, a predicted model, not a curated record